AUGUUGAUGAUCCUCACACAUUCAUCGACCUUUACUUUUGCAGGAUUACUGGGGGUUAGUGAACCUACAUACGAUUUGUCUGUUGGAAUGCAAUUACAUUGUCAAAUAGUAAAGCUCAGGCUUUAUUAUACGAAUUUUACUGGAAACACUUUGAUUACCAUGCACUCGAAGUUUCAUCUUAUUGAAGAAGCAGAGAUGGUGUUUAGGCUAAUUGUGGAGAGAGAUGUUAUUUCGUGGAAUACUCUUAUUAGUGCUUGUUGUCAUUGCGAUGAUAAGUCUGAAGUUUUAAGUGUUUUUAGGGAGAUGGUGAUGGACACGAAUGUGAAAGCCAAUGAUUUCACUUAUGCUAGUGUGCUUUCUGCAGCUGCUGGUUUGGCUUCCAUGUGUCAUGGGAGGAAAGAGAAGGAAAAAUUUAGUGGUUGUUUGGUCGCUGAUGUGUUUCCGUAUCGAUUUUUGCUUUAG
This is a messenger RNA of Fraxinus pennsylvanica, 462 nucleotides long. Lineage: Eukaryota; Viridiplantae; Streptophyta; Magnoliopsida; Lamiales; Oleaceae. The record is from the annotation of a GenBank genome assembly.